AUGUUCCAACAAAUUGUAAGUUUGGGGUCAAUGAUCCCUGACGAUGCCAGCCCCCGCGAUAAGCAUUGGGUACCUGCACUAGACUCUUUUUGGACUAUUUACGUCCCGAGAAAUAGCACCAAGAAUGAGAUACUUACUUGUACGGCGAGUGCACGUCUCGCUACAAUCAACCGUAACUUCACUCAGUGA
This is a messenger RNA of Penicillium taxi, 189 nucleotides long. RefSeq lists its product as uncharacterized. The coding region runs from base 1 to 189 and encodes 62 amino acids. The record is from RefSeq and is a predicted model, not a curated record. NCBI's taxonomy places the organism in Eukaryota, Fungi, Ascomycota, Eurotiomycetes, Eurotiales, Aspergillaceae. The transcript is spliced from 2 exons.